GUUAUAAUGGGCCCCUUUGUGGAGAUGGAACAAGAGGAAAGUUCUGCCCGUCACAUAGAGCAUCCAGCGUGACUCUCCCCCUUUUGCUACUCCCAGGCACCAAGGUCCCUUUUGGUGCUGGAGGAGAGGAGGAGGAGGCAGGGAAAGAGAGGGAAGCUCAACUCAGGAUGGAACUGCUGGUGCUGCUCAAUGCCCUGGCGACUCGGCUGCUUUUUGCCUUGCACUCCCUGCUUGGAGUCUGGAGAGUGACCAAAGUUAUGGAGGAGCCCAAAUACUGGCUGCUGGCAUUGCUCAAUCUCCCGCUCUGCAUAGAAACAGUGCUCACACUCAAGUUUAAGCAAGGCAGAGGCUACAAAUGGUAAGCAAUUCUCUCCUGGUCUCUCUCUGCCUGCCCGCCUGUUUCUUUACAUCUGCUUUCUAUCUGCAUCUUUGAACCGGGCUCUUAUUAGAGCUUACAGCCUUUGUCUUUUGCAACGGUUUAUCGUCCCCUUCCCCAAACUCCAUCCCCAGCCCUCCAGCUUGUCCCAUUCUAGUUCAGUAGAGUUUCCUUCCUUCUUUCCUUCCUUCCUCUCUCUCUCUCUCUCUCUCUCUCUCUCUCUCUCUCUCUUCUUUUGAACAAGGUUUUUCUGAAUCAAACUUUCUCCUGGAAAUGCAACGGAAAUGCUGCGGCACUUUCUGACUCAGGUUCAGAAGCACUUGCUUGUCUUUAUUGCUGGUUGGGAAGGCUAAGCAACUAAGGGGACACUGCAGCUAUUUGCAUUUCGCCACAGAGAGCAAGAAGGGUGGCAGAUCAGGAUGACACAAAGCGUGAGGCAGAGGAGAAGCACCAAUGCCUGUGCUGCAGGGGGGUGGGUGGGGAGGGGGGCUUGCAAAGAAGCAACAAGUCCAGCAAAAAAAAAAAGUGUGUGCAGACAGAAGGCUUGAGUUCAUUUGAGCAAUGGCUUAUCAGGUGGCAAGUUUAUAUGGGGGUCAAAGUUUUAGCAACACAGUGGAUUGGGAGAAUCCGGUAUAAAUCAGACUGUGGCUAAAAUGAUCCUCUCCUCCUGCUAUGACAUAUGACUGGUAUUGAUCCACGGUUCCCAUAGGAGUUGAUUUUUUCAUGUAUUAUAAGACACUGUGCCCCGUUGCAACAAAGGCAAGUGAGAGCCAACAGGGAAAUGUAGAGUCAGCAAAAUCAAGAAACGUACGGAUUGCCUCCCCAGCGUUCUGUGCAACUCCAGACUUUUUCAACCAAGACACUUCCCUUGCUUUGGAAAUUGUGAAGUGAUUAAUUGAAGAGUCACCUUAGCGUACACUUUUGCUUGGAGCACUGUGGAGGAUCCAGUGCAAUUGCACCGAGCAUCCUCUGUUCAUUUCACAACUCAGAAAAUGCCAGGAAGGCGGUCUUUCCAGAGAAGCAAUGAUUUGGCAAUGCCGCGUAGUCUAGAGAAACGGUUACAUGCAUUACGACAUGUAUGGAAUGCAACUUCCAGCAGCAGAUCCUUUCAGACAGUUUAACAAACGAUGGCAUGGUUAAAAGAGAAAAAGGCAGUAAGAUUUGUUAACAAAUCUUGGCUCAGCCAAACCACACACCUAAAGCUAGCUUGUGCCAAACUGCUAACAGUGUAGCAGUCUACCUUUGUGACGGCUGGUUCUUCUUUCUCACCAUGGUGAAAGGUAUGGCAUCUUUGUCCUCCUCUGACUUCACUGGAUUUCAUCUAGCAGGUCAUAAGCCACAACAAGCUCCAAUCUGACCUAAGGGGGAAUCACACAAUCACCAGUUGCUUCGUUUAAGGAAAUACACAUAUAAAUAAGCAAAAGAUGGAGAGGGGCCCAUUUCACACAAGCUUCCCUAUCUCUUGAUUUCUCAACAACUAACUAUGUGAACUGGCUCAUUUAAACAUCUCCAUGAUUUAUUGAGGCAAGCCAAUAUGAGAAUACUACCUUUGGGUAGGGUUGCAAGAGAAAUCUGGUUCACAUUUAGAGCCAAAUCUAUCGAAUUUCUACUUUCUGAAAGAAGAUGAGAACUGAAACAUAGCCAUCCUUAAAAAAAUCACAAUCAUCUGUAUUUUGUGAUGCAGCUCUACAAUGUUUCACAAAAUGUGCCUAUUCGUGGGAAAUGUGCAUUAAAAUGAACAUAUUAAUGAACACAAUAUACAAAAAUUCAUUGUUAUUAUUAGAAUUCACUUGUAAAAAUGUGCAUGUUAGUUAAAACAGCCCACAAAAUGUUUUUAUUAGUAGAAAUUCGCAAUAUAGUACUGAAGAACUUUCGUAAGGAUUUCAUGCAGAAAUAUGGAGAACUGAAUUUCAGAUUGGGGGAAAAAAUGAGAAAUGGAUAGAACUACAAUGGACAGAUUCUUCCAUCCCUACUUGGAGGUUUUCUUUUUUGACUAUGUGAUUCCUAGUCCAGUUUGCAUUUUUACUAAGCAAAGUUUUUUGUUUUCUCAUUCACGCCAAAGGGGAAAACCUAGGGCUUGUGAGCCCAUUAAACUGUCCUUUUUCAAGCCACAGUGAAAUGUGUACAGAAGUACUUGCCAGUGAUGCAUAUGUCAUGUCAUCAGCUGAUGUUUUGGCUCUCUGACUUCACUCCCCAAAAAUGAAAAGAGUUUCCUAUUACUUGGGUGUAUCUUUGGAAACUAGCCCUGUGUUGGUUUAUCAAAUCUGCAUGACAGACAAUUGUUUGUCUGAUAGAACAUGCAGAUCUCUCUGUCCGCUUCUGUGCACCCAUGAUAUGGUCCUGUGAUGAAUUUAAGCAGAGGUGAGAAGCUGGACUGCUACUUGUGAUGAGGCAGUCCCAGCUGUGAAGGCUUCACCUGGGAACUUCAUAGGUCUUCUGCAGCCCCUUCGCAGGAUCCAAGGAGGAAACUCCUAUGGGGAAGGGGAAGUUUCUGCAGGGUUUUUAUUAUGUCAAGUUACCAUUCCUAUGAGCUGGGUAUGCAUAUCAAAGGCACAAAUCUCUUCGCUCACAAAAGAAAAAGGGAGACUUUCCAGUGCUAUAAUUUAUGCUCAUUAGUGUACAGAUUUUCUGCAGUUUAAUCUUGAAAAUAUUCAAGGGUGGCCUUGAGAAUCUUGGCCUACCACCCUACUCAGAAAAAUCUGGAAUGGCACCUGCAGGAUGAUUUCAACCAGCUGCCUGAGCUCCUGGCUCAGGCAGGCAGGAUUUGGGGAGAGAACAUAACUCCCAAACAGAAAGAGAGAGCAGAGUCAGUCUUGGGGAUAAGGGUAUGUGAGCUUCAUUACCUACGAACCCCAAAAUCUGGGAUCCCCUUGAAACUGGUGCCAAAGUUUUGUAAUUGUUUUGUAGCAAAACCCCCGUUAUUUGUAUCACCCCACAUGUGUUUUACCUUUACCUUUACCAUACCAUAGACAUGCAGGCCAACUGGAGCCCAACAAACUGUCCUUUUUCAAGCCAGUUGGCCUAGGCCAGUUGGCCUGCAUGUCUAUGGUAUGGUAAAGGUAAAGGUAAAGGUAAAGGUAAGGCCAACUCUGCUCUGUCACAAGAGACUAGGGCCCUGCGGGACCUGACAUCUUUUCGCAGGGCCUGUAAGACAGAACUGUUCCACCAGGCCUUUGGUCAGGGCGCAGCCUGACCCCCUCCGCUGGCGAUCUGCACAGAACUUUGCUUAAUGGUUGCCAUCAAUUUGAUUUUAAUUAAUUUUUAUAAUGAAAGGUUUUUAGAAUGUUGGAUUAUUUUGACUGUUGUUAGCCGCCCUGAGCCCAGCUUCGGCUGGGGAGGGCGGGGUAUAAAUAAAAUUUAUUAUUAUUUAUAUUAACUGGCCUAGGCCAUCAAGAGGCUUGCAACCCUCACCUCUUCCCUAGUGAGCCCCACCUGGGAUGUUGGUUCUUGCCUGCCUUAGCUUCCUAGAGCAUACCUCCCACUGCUCCCUCUGCCUCAGAGCCCAACUUGUUCUGGCCUGAAAGCAGUGGCUGUCAGUCCCGCAGACCACAACUACAACGUCCUGAAAAAGAAAGGUUUGAGGAAGACCCUGCUGUCUCUAAGAAACAGAGACAGAAUCCAACAGUCUUUCUGAGAAUGCCUAUUAAAGAAUCUGCCAUAUAAAUGAAUGGGUACCAUUCACUCAUAUGGGGGGAAAAUAACAUGCUGCACUUCAGGUACUAUUUUGCUAGCAACAAAACCAGCCUGUUACAACUGAAAAGGAUGCAGUAUCCCUCUUUACUCUGGGUCUUCCCUCUGACAUGUGGGCCCCCUCUUCACCUCUGCAGGCAGCAUCAUGACUGACCUUUCGCUAAUUGCAAAUAAAGGUAUAUGCCUUUCUUAUUACUUAACGAAAAGGCUGGAGAGAUGGUGAUGAAUUAGUUCUUAAUGACAGACACUGGGAGGAAAGAAUAUAGUGCAGCUGGCCAAGAAUGUUUUCUCAAGAUGUCUUCUUUUGAAGAGAUAGCUUGAGCCAAAGUCAGUUGGCUGAAGACAACUUCAUUAGAUCAGCAUCAGUCCCUGGCCAGCUGGAAGAAUUUUUCAUACACUGAAAUCCUAGUGGGGAAGCCGUCAUCCAGUGCAGAGUGAGUUCCCCACCACAACUGCUUCUCAGCUUGGACACCUGCUUUAUAUUCAGCAAUCAGAUGGAAACAAGUUGCAUGGCUUCCUUAUUGAAAGGCUGGAGAGAAAAUCCAUUCGUAGGAACAAUGAUAUAGUAAGUGAUCGAAAAGAAAGAAAGAAAGAACAGGAAUGUUUUUUGUUUUUUUUAAAUGAGAAUUUUAAGAUUACAAAGAAAAAAGAAGGAAAAAACAAGAGAAAGAGAAAAAGAAAGAAAAAAAAGUAGAUAAAAGUAACAAUUAAACAAUACAAAUCAGUAAAAACCAAAGUCAAAAAGAAAAAACAAAACACACAAUACAUCAAAAUCAGAAAGCAAAAAUAAACAAAAAAUUUAAAAACAGAUCCAAUAUUCCCAGAUCCUUAACUGCCAUUACCUUAUUUCAUCGACCUCCUCACACCUCCCUUUUUUGUAUUCUAGUAGUUAAUUAUCUCAGCAAAUCUUUCCAUCUUUCACAAUAUUCUGUCAUUAAACUACCUUAAUCUAUUUUAACCUUAUCUUACCAUAAAAAACCCUAAAACUUAAAACUUAAAUCUUAUUUAUACCAAAUUCUCUUAACCAUAACAUAUUCUUACAUAAUUCUUUUUAACAUUUCUGCUAAAGCCAAAUAAUUUCAUUCCAACAUUUUUCUAAUACUCAUUAAUUUUACGAUACUUUUCUAAAUGAAUUUUUAAAACUUUCUUCCAAACUUUCUUCCAAUGUUACAGCAAUUUGGAAGUUUAAAAAAAGAGCAGCAGCCUUGAUCAUGAUAGCAAACAUAGUACAGUGGUACCUAGAUUUACAACCAUAAUCCAUUCCGGAGGUCUGUUUGUAAACCAAAACAGGUUGUAACCCAAGGUGCGCUUUCGCCAAUGGGGCCUCCGAAAAAAAAUGUGUUCGUAAUAAUAAUAAAAAAGGGUUGUAAUCCAAAAAAAGGUUGCAAACCGGGACACACACUUCUGGGUUUGAAGUGUUUGUAAUCCAAAACGUAUGCAAACCAAGACGUAUGCAAACCAAGGUACCACUGUAUUUUAUUAUUUAAGCUACCCAUAUAGUGCUGAAUUACUGUAGUUUCUAAGCAGCGGUAGAGAAGUAGCAUAAAGAACUUACAGUGUUGGCAGUUCCGUUUGACUGGGACUUUUCCUUUGUGUAUGCUAAAUUGAAGAUAUUUUGCACAUACUGAUUCAAGACUAUUUAUUAUGCUUCCAAAAUUUGGCUGAAAAGGUUUAGCAAGGGCUGGGGUGGUGACAGAGGGCAUUGACAAUGGACAAUGGAGGUAGUAUACCACAGAGGGUGGGUCAGGCUGACUUGUGGGAGCAAGGGCUAGUUCAUUCAUUCAUAAACUGUUUUCUAAAAGACUGCGUACAUCCAAACAUUCAAAUUGCAUGGCUUCCCCAGAGAAUCUUGGGAACCGUAGUUUACUCAUCACAAUUUCCAGCACCCUUAACAAACUAUAGUUCCCAUGUGUCCGGGGGGGGGGGGAGGGGAGAGUGCUUUAAAUGUACAGUCAGUACAUAGCCUAAGGCCAGGGCAGCUCAUAUAGUAAAUGUAAAUCGAACUUGGAAAAGCAUUGGGUAAACCAUCAGUGCUAAAGAUUACAUCAGAGCAGUUAAACCCAAAAUAAAACCACAUCCCAAGAAAAGAUUGAACCAGAAGUGCAUACCAGAAUUAUUGUCACAGGUUUCCUGUCAUAUUUCUGUGUGUCAGAUGAUCAGUGUGGGUUGCUCUGUGGCAAUACCAGUGAUCUCUUUCCAAUGAAAAAGAAACUCAAGUAGGUUCUGUAUUCCUGGAACUCCUCACUGCUCAGAAAAGUGGAUGGUAAGCAGAGCAAUAAUGUGUUGUUGUUUUAUGAGCCUCAGAAUUGUUGCUGUUGUUGUUGUUGUUGUUGUCUGAAGAUGCAGCCACAGCCACCACUUCAAAACGUAGGGGAGCAUUCAGCAUACAAACCCCCCUGAAAAUCAGAGUUUCAACAAAUAUAUUUUUUUGGGGGGGGGAAUAAUACCAUAGAGUAUUGUUCAAAACAGGACGCAAUCCCCAUUUCUUUUUCUUCCACAUGGCGUCACAUAAUAUUUAUCCAACCCAUCUCUUCAUUGUUUUGACAGAAGAAAAUGAUAGAUUGCGCAAUUCUGGCUAAGCUUGGUAAAUCCAGUUUCUUUUUAUUCCUUCCCAGGUUUUCCCCAGCAAUAUUCAUCUACCUGAUUAGCAUAGUGCCUUCACUGUGGCUUCUGGAGCUUCAUUUUGGGAGUCAGGUAUUGUUCUUUCCUACAGCAUAUGAUGGCAAUGGGUGGGUGUACAGGCUGGGGUGGUGAGCCAAGCUGCUUCAGUCAGCUAAAUUUGGGCACCAUUAAAGGGUGUGAUUUGGAUUUUCUACCUGAGGUAUUGAAACGUCAGUCCCCAACACAGAACACUUGUAUUUAUAUAUUUAUAUACCCAACAAAUAGCUGCGCUCGGCAAGAGAGGGCGUCAUGCAGAUACCAUCUUACCAGGAAGUCCAUUCUGUAUGAUUUUGGGAUCAGGCCUUUACUGUGGUGGCCCCUGUUGUUUCAAAUUGCCUCCCAUCACACAUCAGACUUAGGCCAUCUCUGUUGUCCUUUUUGGCAUCUCUUGAAGACUUUCCUCAUUCAACAAGCCUUUUAGGAAGCAAUUAAUAAGUGAAGCGAAUAAAUAUUGAUACACCUUUAAGAAACCCCAUAAUAAAUCAUGCAAAUAAUUAAGCUUGGAUUCAGUAAUACAGCCAAAUAAGACUCAACGAUCCUGUAUGCCAGUGAUGGGGAUCCCAUAAUCCAGAAGUCAGAGUCUGCAUCUGCAGGGCAACAGGUUCCCCACUUACCUGGAAGUAAGUCCCAUUGAUCUGCAUAGGGAUUACUUUGACUGAGCAGACAUCCACAGGAUUGCACUGUAAGUGAUGCAAAUUAAGAGAAAUUGUGCAAAUUGGCUCGUGUUGCAUUUCUUACACAGGCAACAAAAGCCAGCUUUUAUUAGUUUUAUUACAGAAUCUGGAUUACAAAAUUUUUCAUUUUCCAUCUAUUAUAUGCAGUCAUAGUUAUAAGAUGGAGCUAUACGUGUAGCAAAGGGGAAAUGGGAAAUAUUUCUAAUAGCUUGCUAGUGUUGUAGGCAGUGCAUGAGAAGAAACAACUUCAGUCCCUGGUUGCAGGAGUUAACCUCCUGCUGCAUGUGGAAUUAAUUAAGAGGGUUACCAACCCAGAAAGACAUCUGUGCAUAAGUGUUAUGAUGUCACUGAAAUCACAGUCCGUCUCUUGGUAGUAUGUUAGACAUCGCUGAGAGAUUUUCAUGCACUAUCACUACUUAGAAUCCCAUUAAACAUUGCAAUUUGUGCUCCAUUUACAUUUCGCCUUUUCUUGCUUUAUUACACAUGACCGACUACGAUUAUAUUAAUGUCGUUUUCCUUGCUCAUUGCCACGGCUCAUUUACACUUGACAUUCAGCACUUCAGUAAAUCGCAGUAUACACAGUUGCGUGGCAUUAUAUCAAUGAUCGGACCAGUACAUCAAGGUCACACAAACAGGAAAAUUCAAGCACAACCCAACAACUGUGGAUUCAGAAAUAAGCGCCACCAUGUUGAAUGAGGCUUAUUCCUAGGCAAGUGUGCACAGAAUUGCAGUCUAACAGAACAAACUUAUGUACACUUACUGGGGAGCAAGCUCUACAGAACUCAGUGGGACUUAUGUCCAGGUUGUGUACACACAAUGCCUUUAAAACACAUUUCAAGCCCAUGGCUUCUUCCAAAGAAUCCCUACAACAGUAGUUUACUCUUUGCAAAGCUACAAUUCCCAGCAGUCUAAACAAACUACAGAUCCCAGGAUUCUUUGGAGAAAGUCACAUGCUUUAAAUGUAUGUUGUGUACACAGCCAUACUUCUGCAUAAAUAUCCAUCGGGUUAUGCUGUAAGUCAUGCAUGAAUGAAUGAUAUAUUAUAAAGCACUAUUUUAACAUAUACAGUGGUACCUCAGGUUACAUAUGCUUCAGGUUACAUACACUUCAGGUUACAGACUCCACUAACCCAGAAAAAGUGCUUCAGGUUAAGAACUUUGCUUCAGGAUGAGAACAGAAAUCGUGCUCCGGUGGCGCGGCAGCAGCAGGAGGCCCCAUUAGCUAAAGUGGUGCUUCAGGUUAAGAACAGUUUCAGGUUAAGUACGGACCUCCAGAACGAAUUAAGUACUUAACCCGAGGUACCACUGUAUUAUAUAUUACAGUUUGUCCAGAGACCCGAAGAACAUAUGUAGAGAGUUGUUCAACUCUGUCCACAGGAGAUCUACAGCAGAGGCAGAUUUAGGGAAGUGUGGCCUAGGGGGUGCUGCAGGGCGUUGCAACUAUGACAUAAUAAAUUGAGCAGAAAGGAAGGCAAGAGGUAGGAGAGGGAGCCACCGACUUUUGGCCUUGCACAGGGAGCUACUGAAAUUUGAAAUACCGAAGUCGGCCCCUGUCUACAGUCAUAUCACAGGCAUGGUUCCUUUGAAACCUGUGCCAAUGCAUUCAACGGCAUUUAGUUCCAAAUAGGUGUGCUUAGAAUCGCAGACCUAGCUAUAUAAUAUAUUACUUUAUGGAAUGUUUUCAAGUUCAGCUGGUCUUCUCUUUUGUAAAUUGUUCAGGAACCUAACAUGAUUAAGAAACUUGAGGAAUUAAGAAAUAUGUUAAUUCAGCAAACCUGAAGUGCAUGCAUCAACUGACUUCUACGAAUAUGUGAUGUAAUGAAUAGAUGCCUAUAGGUUGAACAGAAGAAAACAGCCAGAUAUCGAAGGCAUCUGAGCAAGCAUCUUGUGGUCCAAGGGUGGGGACAGGCCAGAUGUGCCUGCAGCUAGAUUUCAUCCAGCCCUUUGGGUGACCUCCAUUGAUCAGCUGUUCAGUGGGGAGCGCCAAGAUCCAGCGAUCUACUCUUUAGAUGCAUAGUUAAUUUACCCAAGCCUGUUCUGAAUGAAAUUCUGAAUUAUUGUCCAGUAUCUCUUAUACUUAAUUUUAAUUUCCUGUACACCCCUCUGAUAUGUUAUAAUGUUAUAAAGACAUAGGAUGCUGCAGAUUUUUUUAAAAAGUUUUUUACAAACUUGUUUUUUUCUGGAGAAAAUGGAAGGUGAAACUUGAGUGGAGGUACUAAGAAUUAAACUUAUGUCUCUAUUUCCAUGGGAAAUAGCUUUGUUUGUGUGAUUUUGUAUGGGUAUGUGAUUGUGUAUGAGUCUGUGUGCAUGUUAAGGAUGUAUGAUUGUGUAUGGGUCUGCUGACCCCUGAAAGUUGCCCCACCAUGACAAUGCAGUUGUUGACCUGAAAAGAGUUACCCACCACUGUUCUAGACAUUAGUGCCCAGCCUUCACAUUUGUGUAACCUCCAAGAUCCCACUGAUCAAAAUCAGGAUGUUUGUUUUUUGAUCUUGAGGUCUCAUGGGAUCUAACUGACCCGUGCAAGAGCACAAGACCAAAAGAAGAGCAUCUUCUGGUCAAUUGUCACGAGCCAGCUGUCUCAUGCCAGAGCACCGGACUACAAUAUGGGACAUUCCAGGAUCCAAUCAGAAGCUGGGAUGGCUUCUUUAAUUCCAGGAUGUGAUGCUCAAUUUAGGACAGUUGAGGGGUAUGCUACUGGGCUGCUUUUAGUACAUAUGGGUCACCAGUUAUCAAAGUCAAUAGAGCAAGCAUCUUCUAAGACAUCAGCAUCUAUUGAGUAACAUCUUUUGAAAUCAAGGCAAAAAUACAGUAUUGUAAUAGCACACAAUAUUGAAUGAUUGUUAUUCUUGGACACUUUUCAUGCUACUUUCCCCUACAAAGCCUUCUGGAAAUGUAUGCAGUAAAGGGGCCAAAAUUGGCCAGAAAAUGCUAUACCAGUUGAAAAGGAAAAACCAGAUUCUGUACAACACACAUUAGUGGAAGCUUAUAUAUAUAUAUCCAGAUUCUGAAAGUCUCCAGUGAUGCCAGAUGUUAGAAAUAGGCUAAACAGAGUGUUGGGUAUGGCAGUUAUAGAAAAAAUUACAGCUUAUUGAAUUCAGAAAAGCUGGAAGAAUUGCUGAAUCUUUCCCAAGUAAAAUGGUCUUCAUUUGUUUUAGAUAAGCGCUUGGUUUUUCAUGCAUUACUGCAGAUGAGGGGGGAGUUUGGUUUAUUCUAAAAAUUGUGGUAUGGGAUAUUUCCAUUGCACAUGCAAAGUCCAUUUAUUGUACAUUUAAAAAUUCAUCUGUCAUAUUAUUAAUAAUAAAAAAGAAAAGGCCACGUUUUUAUAACCUCAUAAAUGAAUCAAGUCGACUGCAUAACUGAGAGAGAGCAAGAGAGGUGAAUAAUAAGCAUCUCAUUUCAAUAAAAUAAAGCAGCUACUUUAAGCUCUCUUCAAGUAUGGAAGGCUCUCCCAUGUUGAAGUUGGAGUGGGUCUGUGCUGGCGAGGCUGCAGGUUUGAGCUAGCCCCAUGCCACACACAACUAUUCUUGUACAUAGAGGUUUCUCUUCAGAUGUUCCCACUCAGCACAGGAACUUCCUGGGGCAGGCUAGCUCAGCAGCACAACCUCACUCCUUCUAUCUAUGAGAAUUCUCCCCCCUGAGUAACAUCUGAAGAGGGCCAAACAGUUCAGUUUUCUCUUUGUUAAUGGUAGCCAGGUUUGCACACCACACUAACCCAAACCAUGGUGUAACAUCAACAUGCGAGUGUGCAGACUCCCAGAGAUGAAUCUGCAACCUCUUUGGUCCUUUUUUUGCUGCCAUGUUGCGCUGAGCAAAGCCACGGUUUUGCUGGCUAUCCAAAUGGGACUUGUGGUUAAGAUCUCUCCUCAGCAGCAGUUGGCAGGGCUGAGCAGGAUGGUUAGUAAGGCAAGAGCUUAACCAUAACUUCAGAUGACACAGUGAGGCAAACAUCGGCUUAGCUCAGUGCGGCACAGCAGUUGAAAGGCCAGAGAGGAGCAAAGUGGUUGCAAACGUUUCCCAGAGCCCACAUGCUUACACAUUCUCUAUAAGCUGAGAUUCACUUAGGGUGAUGUGCAAACCAGGCCAUUAUGUACACAGCUGUAAUAUAUAUAUAUAUAUAUAUAUAUUCUCACAUUGUAAAACAUGUUCCAAGAGGUAACUAGCAAUUAUAGGACUGCUUUGUUUCUGGUAAAGCAAUUGCAUCCUUGACUUCAUUCCAAGUGUUUCAUUGCAUAGCUAUGGGAGAACUGCAUGGCAUUAAAUGUGUGUGUAUGUGUGCAAGUAGGAUGCAGGUUUUUUAAACAGUCAGAUUGCAUCAAUAGGUUUUUAAGAAUGCAAAUCCGCACCAAUGGGGAAUUUUCUUCCAAGGCGAACACUAGCUUUAGAGGAGGAAUUUUCCUCACAAUUGUAACAGGAGAUGAAUUGGUUAAUUUCUUUCUUCUUGUUUGUUCUGAUACUGUUACUUGUCAGUUUUUUCCUUUUUAAAAUUUACUUUAAAUGCAAAGACACAUUUAAUGCCAUAACUAGUUUGAGGUCCACAAUGACUACAACUUAUAUGUGGCUAAACAAAAGGCAGUUCUAGAGAACCGGGGACUCCUUCCAGCAACACAAUUGACACUCAUCUCUGGAGUUUACAAGCAAAGCAAAUAUAAAACAUGUAUUGUAAUUCCCUCUUGACAAGAGAAUGUGCACUGAAAUUGCAGCUUACCUUUGACCCUGUCGUAGCAGAAAAUCUCAGUCUGCUGGCAGCAGUUCUACAUAUAUAAGGAAAUAAAGGGGAGAUUAAAUUAAAUGUUGCUUUGUUAAAAACCUAACCAUGGCACAUUUUUGAGGAUACAAGGAGAGACAGACCUUCAUGCCUCAAAAUGCCUGUUUUGACUUGAAAACGAAGUCUGAGUGCAGAGAGAGAGAGAGAGAGAGAGAGAGAGAGAGAGAGAGAAAUCAAAUAAUCUUCUUCCUGAAACAAGAUCAAAAUGUCUACAUAGUCAGGUGUACUUUCACAAACCUGUUUGAAGUUGAUCAGCAGAUGCAGGUCUCAAAGUAUUUGAGAAUCACAGAAUUACAUUCAUUCAGAGAUAGAUAGAUAGAUAGAUGAUAGAUAGAUAGAUAGAUAGAUAGAUGAUAGAUAGAUUGAGAGAGCGAGAGAGAGGCAGGCAGGCAGGCAGGCAGGCAGAGAGACAGACAGGCAGAUGGGAGAGUACAUUUGCUCAACCCAAGGUGGUAUAGCAGGUGUCAUGCCUGCCCAAUCCUAGUCCCUGGCUCCCCUUAAAGCCUUGGCUGUUAUCAUGGGUGCCAAUUUGAAUAAAAUCUUGUGGGGGGUGGGGGAGGUAAGCCCUGCCCCACAUAAUCAAUCACAAGACAUGGCACAUGCACACCAUUUGAAUGGCAAUGUCCAUCAACUUUGGGGGAGGGACCCCUCAAAUAUUUUAUGGGGGUUGGCUCCUAUGUUUGAGAGGAUUCACAGUCUUUUAAUAUACAAAAUAUGGGGCCCCCAGUGCCCUAACUUCACUCAUCCGUUGAGUUCAGCUUACAAUCUUAUCUGUGUUUAGUAAAGUGGUGUGAGGUACACCUGUGAGCAGCUGAAUGAAAUUUCAGGUUUCCAGCUGAAAACCAAUGGAUACUUUGGUAAAAUAAAACAACUCAGUAUGCAGCAUUCAGAGGGUUCAUAAUGCUGUGCAUAUAUUACAUCAUUAAUCUUUACAACCACCUUGUAAAUUUGAUCAGUAUUUAUUAUCCCGUUAUUGCAGAUGAGGAGUAGAGACUGAGGCUUGCUUAAGGUUAACCUAAUGAAUCUAUGGCAGAACGGAGAUCUGAACCGGAAACUUCUUGGUCACAACUUAAAAGCCCAAAGUUCUGCACGUUUAAUCAGAAGCAAAGGCCUCCAAUACUCAAUGGGCCUCACUUCUAGAAAAGUGUGCAUAGGAUUGCAGCCUAAGUCUCUCAGCUUUUGACAUCUGCCUUACUUCCUAAGCAUACUGCAUGCAAAUGUGAAAGGGUGUGAGAGAUAAGAGACAUACAUCUGCUCUUCCUUGGAAGAAAUGUGAGAGGAACAAAAUAUUCUGUUGCUUGCAACUCAGUCAAAAAUUCCAGAAUGAGCUUCUUAUUGGCCUGAAAUGAGAGAUUGUUAGGAAGAUAGGUUAUAAUAAUAAUAAUUUAUUAUUUCUACCCUGCCCAUCUGGCCCGGUUUCUCCAGCCACUCUUUAAAAAACCACAUCCAGUUUUCCACUUUAGAUGUUUUUAAUGGUCUCCUCCAGUUAAAUAAUGAACAAGUCAAUGAGAGUCAAAUUCAGUUUUCAACCACACAUCCUUUUUUGGUACAGAAGGAUUGCUGCCCUACAGUCAAAUGAUUUUCACUGUUUACCUCCGUUGCCUUCCCUCACAAUCUUUAUGCAAUAAAAAUAUUGUUUGUCAGUUGCUGUUCUGAAGAUAUUCACAGGGGCCCUUCUUACAUCAUGUGUGUGCCAAAUGAGCUCCUUCCUGGCUGCAAUCUGAGAAACCUGGAGGGAGGAAGAGCCUAUGCUGUUGCUCCUCCUACCCCAGUGUGGAUCAUUUCGAAACUGGGACAAUGCUGGCAUUUGGACUCUUUCCACAUGUUCUGGGGUUUCUCAUGUUACCUGAAAAGUAUAGGAGGGUCCACACAUUACAGCAGUGUUAAGCAAUAUGGGUUAUUUUAAUUAAUGUCUAUACAGAAUUAGAGACUGAUUUAUCCCCUGAAUUGAAUUUUUAUUGCAGGCUUGCCAUAAUGAAUCGGAUAUGCGGCCAUUCACUCCAAAAUAUGAACCCGCUUAUCAAAGCAAGGCCAUAGAUGGUCCCAUAAUAGGAACGGUAAGCAGGGUCUCGUGAAAUGACAGCAUCUACUUAAUUCUUGAAAUGUUGGUGUCUGAACUAACUUGAAUUCUACUACUGCAAAUUGUGUUUUAUUAUCAGUUGUGAGGUCUUCUAAGACACCUACUUUUAAAAGAGUGUCCUUAAUUUGUGCAAUGACGCUGUGGCAGAUAAUGUCACACAAAUGCAAUAUCUCAAGGGUUUAACAUUACAAGAAUGAGCCAAACCUCCCCUUGAAGUCACAUGCUCAUCCUCUGGUACGGCCCUAAAGAGACCACGCUUCCACUUCUUUUUAGAUUAAUCACAGUUCAUAGUGAUUCAACUGUGGUUAAUCUUAACUCCGGUUAGUGAAAACAAGCCAGCUUCAUAAACAAUGGUUUGAAGUAUGCUUGUUUCCACUAAUUCUUGUUAUAUUACUGUUGUUGUUAAUAAUAAUAAUAAUAAUAAUAAUAAUAAUAAUAAUAAUAUACUGCCCUAUAUGCAGGUCUCAGGGCAAUACACAGGAUAAAAUCAGAAUAUAAAACCACAAAAUGCAUAAUCAAGAUAAAAACAAAAACAACCCAAUAACCCCCCCCCAACACAUUUUAAAAGGGCACAGGAAUCUAAUCAACGAAAGACCUGGUUAAAGAGGAACGUUUUUGCCUGGUGCCUAAAGUUUUAUAAUGAACCUCCCUAGGGAGAGCAUUCCAGUCUGUCGAUGUAUGGGUGAGAUGGCAAACUGUGGCACAUCAAAAACAGAUGAAAACCUCUAAACUCAUAUUGGUGACUGUACUGGAAAAGGAGGGAAGGGAAGAAACAAGCAAGCUCGGGGAUUCCAGGCUCAUUCACAUAACACUAAACUAUGGUUUAGUGCAAACACAGGAAAUGUCCACCCAAUGGCCCAAGUGUCCUAAAUUGCCCUGUGAAGCUUCCCUCCCCCCACAAGCACCCUUCUGUAAAACCACAGCUGCAAAGCUCCUGAUUUAGCCUUUGAAAGUGAGGCUUGUAUUCAACGCCUUUUAAAUCUUGCACCAAAUGCAAGCUUCUUUGGGACUGAUUCCAUUUGGGUGCUUCCAAACUGAGCUCCUGAGUCAAGCUGAUCCCUACUGAAAGUGGAGCUUGAAUUCAACAUUAGAUUUAAUUUCAAGUGCAACAUUGCUGGGAUUGGCUCCACUCACUCAGGAGCUCCCAACCCUCGUUUAGUUUUAAACUCCAAACCAGUCCAAUAUAUCCUGGGGAAAAGAGUAAGCACAACAAUCAAGUAAUAUCUGUUUCUAAAUUCACAUGUAUCAACUGCUAGCCUCUCCCAGAAUCUGCCUUGGAACUGGUGAUUAAGGGUGGUAUUCAAGCAAAAGGAGAAAUGAAUGGACCUAACUUUGUCUUGCUUGUUAAUUUCAGUGGGUCUACUCUGAGUAAAACAUUGCUGAAUGCCAUGCUAAAUCUUUGUUGUUUUGGUCUGUUCCUUCUGCAAUAAUUACAGAACAAGAAUUUUGCCAUCUAUGCCAUUAUAAUACCAAAUGCCUGCACAGUUUGUUAUGCUCAUGGCAUUUGGUGCGUUGGGUGGAAAUGGUCUAGACCAGGCAUGGCCAAACUUGGCCGUCCAGAUGUUUUGGGACUACAAUUCCCAUCAUCCCUGACCACUGGUCCUGUUAGCUAGGGAUGAUGGGAGUUGUAGUCCCAAAACAUCUGGAGGGCCAAGUUUGGCCAUGCCUGGUCUAGGGUUUCCCCCCUUCAACAUUUGUGGCAAUAACAAUACAGCUUCCUCUCAUUAUUAAUCCAUUUCUAGGUUUAGCAAAUUACUUCCUUGGCAUUAUCAAGGCACUAUCUAUAAUAUGUAUUAUAAAAUGGAAUAAAGUGUGUAUCAAAGUUGGCUAGGCUGGGUCUUAUAUCUGUCUUUAUAUCCCUCUUUAGCCAAGAUUAUUGUAAUUAGACAUGCUGCUGGCUUAUUUGCAACCCCCCUUCCCCCAGCAUAAAGAACUAAAUUCUUUACUUUGUGGUGAGGUGAAAGCAAUCAAAUAUCUCUUUCCAUUCAAGCCAUAUUACAGAAUGAGCAAUGCCGAAAGCAUUUGGUCCAGAAAACUGGGUCAUUUCAAGGAUUGUGAACCACAAACCUCUGGCACCAAGUCAAGAAGUGCUGCCAGGAUGCAUAUCCCUUUAUAGCCCUCAAAUGUCCACAAAUGCAGUGAAUGAGCCAAAAGCGGCUAGGAGCAGAUUCUGCCCCUGCACACUAAAAAGCAUGUUUCCUAUGUGUAUCUUCCUAUCUGGGAGCGGCCACUGAACUGGAAGCGGCUGCGGAGAACACAUAACACCGGUCUUGAAAGACCUACAUUGGCUCCCAGUACAUUUCCGAGCACAAUUCAAAGUGUUGGUGCUGACCUUUAAAGCCCUAAACGGCCUCGGCCCAGUAUACCUGAAGGAGCUUCUCCACCUCCAUCGUUCUGCCCGGACACUGAGGUCCAGCGCCGAGGGCCUUUUGGCGGUUCCCUCGCUGCGAGAAGCCAAGUUACAGAGAACCAGGUAGAGGGCCUUCUCGGUAGUGUCACCCGCCCUGUGGAACGCCCUCCCACCAGAUGUCAAAGAGAAAAACAACUACCAAACUUUUAGAAGACAAAUCUAAAGGCAGCCCUGUUUAGGGACGCUUUUAAUGUUUAACAGAUUAUUGUAUUUUAAUAUUUUCUUGGAAGCCGCCCAGAGUGGCUGGGAAAACCCAGCCAGAUGGGUGGGGUAUGUAUGUAUGUAUGUAUGUAUGUAUGUAUAAAUAAAUAAAUAAAUAAAUAAAUAAAUAUUAUUUAGGCAGAGCUCCACACGAUCAGGAACCCUGAAAAAGCAGGAUUAGGAAUAUAGGAAGCUGCUUUAUACUAAGGCAGGUCACUGGUCCAUGGGAAGAUAGGAGCUGUAGUCCUAAAAUUUCUGGAGGGCUAUAGGUACCCCAACUCUUAGUGGUGGAGCAAAUGUCAAGUUCUUUUCCUGGGAUUUCAGCAUCACUGAGAAAGACCCCAACCUGAGACCUUAAGCAGCCAUUCUUGGUCAGAGCAGAUGAUACUGAGGUAGCUGGGCCUAUGGACUCAGUACAAGGCACCUUCGUGCACUGUCAGACUUCAUGCAACUGUCAAAAGCCAGUCCAUCUUACAUUCAGAUUGUCAUGAGGCCAGGGCGACAUGAACUGAUCUCAUCUUCCACACCUACCAUGCACUGAACAGUCAUGUGAAUUGGCCUCUAGUGGCAGAACACCACCCAGCUUCCUUUGGAUAGCUUUUGCUGAAUGUUCAGAUGAUUCCAAAAUAUCGGGUUUUUUAGAAGUGCUGAAAACCGUCUAUCCUGCUUCAGGUAUAGGGAUGAGGAAGAAAUCUGAUCCAGUUCACAUUUAAAGGCAAACCUACCUAAUUAGCACAAUAUUGGAAAUGAAACACAGCUGUCCUUCAAAAUUUGCACUUCAUCGAAUUUUGCAAUGUAGUUCCUGAGCCAAGUAAUUUGUACAUACUCCCCAAGGAACCCAGGGUGGCAAAAAGACCCACAAAACAGAAAUAUUCUAAAUGAGUUAAAACUUUCUAAAAGCAAUUAAGGUUGAAAACAUUCUUAAAGCAGUUACAACUAAAAACCUUGUUCCAUCCAGUGAUAUCAGGGUUAGUUGUGCAUCUAAAUGCAUCUAGUAAGAAAAAUAACAUAUUAAAGGCAUCAUUAUUGGGGAAAAUUUCUUUACAAAAAUGUAUAUUCUAAGCAAAAUUGCAUACAAAAAUAUGUAUUCACACCAAAAUACUGGUAUUUGGGGGGAGGAUUUAAAAUGUGGAAAUGUGGAGAAUUGUAAUUAAGAUUGGACUAAUGAGAGACAGGAAUUGACCAAAUCACGCAUCCCUACUCCUGUAUCUGUUCAUAUUUCCCACAGUUCCUAUGUUGAUUCUUGUUUUUAUGGCUCUUUGCAACAGGCCAUAGAAUUUGUCAACACAAUCUCCGCUGUGUGUGAGUCAGUUUGGAUGCUAGGUCUCCACCAGACCUUUCUACUGCUGCUUAUCAUUGGGAGAUGGCUUCUUCCCAUUGGGGGUGAAAUCACCCGGGACCAGUUGUCGCAGCUCCUUCUUAUGUUUGUGGGUACUGCAGCAGACAUACUUGAAUUCACAAGUGAGACCAUGGAAAUUGAGAACGUGAGGUAGGUAAUUUGCUAGGACACCAAUUAUUUUGGAGGCCUUGGUCGUGUCAGUCCCUGAAGAACUUCACCUGAAAAGUCUGGAUGUUCUUCAGAUAAAUAGGAAGAUGCAAUUUUUGUCCAAGUAGGAUUGUGAAUUUAAGAACUGCAGUGUUCUGUAUCACUUUGCAAAUGAAAGGCAUCCAGCUAAAUAACAAUAAAAGAAAGUUAGGCAUUCCUGAGUUCUACUGAACAGCAAUGCUACAAAAGCUAAUCUCAACUGACUUCUUCCUUUGCUUUCAAUGGGAUUUAGCUGUAGCUAAUUUAUUGUGGUAUGAGAUUUCAGAGGCAAUACCUACAUUACUGGGACGCGGUUGGCGCUGUGGGUUAAACCACAGAUCCUAGGACUUGCUGAUCAGAAGGUCGGCGGUUCGAAUCCCCGCGACGGGGUGAGCUCCCAUUGCUCGGUCCCUGCUCCUGCCAACCUAGCAGUUCAAAAGCAUGUCAAAGUGCAAGUAGAUAAAUAGGUACCGCUCUGGCGGGAAGGUAAACGGCAUUUCCGUGCACUGCUCUGGUUUGCCAGAAGCAGCUUAGUCAUGCUGGCCACAUGACCCGGAAGCUGUACACUGGCUCCCUCGGCCAGUAAAGCGAGAUGAGUGCCGCAACCCCAGAGUCAGCCACAACUGGACCUAAUGGUCAGGGGUCCCUUUACCUUUUUACCUACAUUACUAGGUGCAUGGAGGGAUAACACAGAUAGUGUAUUUCUCUGUCUCUCUGCCCAUUUACCUAUGUUAGACUAAUGCAACAUCUGCAUUACAUAGAGAUUCAGUCAUUAGCUUCUGAUCAGUACCUGCAGACAGCAGAAGUGGGAAUGGGGGAAUACUGUAGCACACAGCAAUGACAUCUGCAAAGGGUAAUGGAACAAACUUGUUUCCUGUUGAUUAAAUAUGAAAGGCUCUUAGACACGGCGUUUUUCUGCCUUUUUCAGCAGUACUGCUUCUAAGCAAAAUGUCUCAUUCCAGAAUUGCUGAAUUACAAUGGUUUACAGCAUUCCGGAUUCAGCAAAUAUCUGAAAUUAUGCAAAUGAAAACGUUCACAUGUGAAUGCUGUCAAUCCCAGAGAAAUGUUACAAAGAUAAGGAAUCUCAGGGGUGCACCCGUCAUAGACAGGGAAUGUUGAUAGCCACCUAUUGUCAGCACUCACUCACGGAUUUCCCAAAGCAGGGAUCAAUUUUUAGGCAUACACAAAACAUAUUUGGGUUUGGCAAUAUUUGCAUGCAGUAAUUCUCCUGAUUUUGAACAUUCACUGUAACAUGCAUAAUAGUACUUCCAAGCAGUAAUCAGCUGCUACAUCAUUGCCUAAUGCGUAGGCUGGCUCAAGGACACAUUCAAGACAAGGAGAGUUUGGGGCACUAGUUAAAAACAUUAUUUCACAGUUGGGUAUUUGAUACUACGUAUUUGAAACUGCUGCUAGUAUCUAAGAUAGCUACAGAACUAAUUUAAUUGCUGUUAUAUCAUAGUUUCAUUUGUUCUUUGAUUGUUGUCUCUAUUGUCCUUUUGGUUUUGCACUUUAUUGCAUUUUUGUUGCUUGAUAAAAGGGGAGGGGUGCAAAUAUUUUAAUAAAUUGCAACAGACACUACAUGUGCCUCUAGGACUGAGAUGCCCCAGUGUAAGGGAAAAUGCAAAACAGAGCAGCUCCCAAGAGCUUGCUGAUAGCUCAAUCCUAUGCAAGUUAUUCAGAAGCAAUCCCCGUUUAAUUCAAUGAAACUUACUUCUGAGCAGACAUGCAUAGGAGUCUGCUAUAAGAGACCAUUAGGGGAAUUAUACCUUUGUUCAGGAAUCCCAGGCCCUGACCUAUAUAGAACAUGCUUUGUCCCCUGCACAUACCGCUGACUGCCUUAUCACCACCUCACAGGUUCCCCAUAUCUAAUUAGUUUCUGAGCUAUAUUUUCACUUUGCACUAGGCAGGAGGAUACAGGCCAGAAGCUGGAUGCUGCCCAUGGGAUAUUAUUUGGUCAUUCCUCAUCUUGAGGUUCUGAGCAUAAGUGUCUGGGAGACAUUACUGUAACCAUGCUAGAAUGCCAUAAAAUUCACAAACUCUUGGGCUGCAGUUUUGCUAAUGGGUCCUGCCAACACACACGGAAGCUUGGAUUUAUUUAUUUUUUAAAAAAACCUUAAUUGGAUGUCUUGUUUUCAGGCUGGAUUGUUUUAUAGUAUGUUUUGGUUAAUAACUGGGAAAAUUAGUCUUUGGUCUUGUAAAAUAUCCUUAACAUUAUUUCUAUACCUGGAAUGGAUUCCAUGAAUUUUCUCACAAAUGAGGGGUCCUAAGAAGUUCCCAGCCCCAUGAGCUGGACUUGGUUGCAUUUUAAUAUGAUGGCAUUCCAUAUGCUUUGGAGGGAUUGCUUUUUAAAUGUAUGUCAUUCAUUUUUGUUCAUUUUAGGACCAACCGCGCUGUCGUGUAUGCAAUCCUAGCCGUAUGGACUUGGAGCAUGCUGCAGUUCCCCCUGGAUCUUGCGGGUGAGGGACAGUAACAAAUUCCAAGGAUUUAACUCAAGAGUUAAGGAGGGGGUUAUCCUACAUGCCACCAAAUAAAGAAAAAAACCCUCUCCAUUGAAACCCUGAUUAGCAAGGACUAACUUCUCCCACCAGAAGCUUACGCCACUCUGACUUCCUUAAAAGUAACAUAAGCCAAUGGGAACAACUGCCUUCUUGUCUCGUGAAAAGCUCUGGGUUGCUGACAUCUGUCGAAAGCCCUUUACAAGAAGCAAUCACUUAGCCGAGAUGGCAAAGUUCACAUGUGGCACUAAAGUGGAUUUCUGCAGAUCCCAGAAGUACACUGGCAUUUACAUGUGAAAUGUAACAUGGGAGUGAAAGCAUACCAGCAGUUCUACACUGUAGAUAGCAAAUCACAGAAGUUGCCACACCUGAGAUCAUAAACUGCUGGCUCAUGUAAUCUCACUUCUGUGAAUGAAAGCUUUGGAUGUAGGAGAAAUUCAGUUCAGUUCUCAUUUAAAGGUGAACCAACCUAAGUCACACUUCCAAAACAACACACUAGUUGAAACUCUGCCACCCUUAAAAAUUCACACUUCUCUGAAUUUUCCAAUCAGUUCUCCAGUUUUGAAAAGUAAUACUAAUAUAUUAGUGAAAACAAAACACAAAAAAAUCAUUUUAUUAGGUAACCUAGCUUUGCAAAAAUGUGUAUAUUAAGCAAAAUUGCAUACAAGUUUAGUCAGAAAAUUUGCAUGAAAAUGCCGGUGAACGAUCAUGAGGACUUCAUACGAUGCUUCACUUGAUGUUACUGUAAUAAUAACAAUGGUCUUCCUUGUUUGUAGUGCAACAUGUUGGCUGCGGUCGCCCAGGCUCCUCAAAGAGGGUCUUCAGUUUGCUUCUUUGCAGAUACAGUGCAGACCUAUGGAACAUUGGCAUCAGCUUGUUCAUUCAAGAUGGCCCUUUCCUCGUGGUGCGCUUGAUACUGAUGGGCUAUUUCCAAGUCAUUAACCAGAUGCUGGUCUUUUUCACAGCUAAGAAUAUCUUAAUUGUGAUGCUACAACUAUACCGUCUAAUAGUGUUAUCAUUAGACUUCCACGCCUCCCUUCGGAAUCGGCCAAACAGCCGGAAAGGAGGAGUUGGCUGUUGCCCAUGUGAGCCCAACACUAUAAGCCUUCCACCCAGCAACUGUGAUACCGAUGAAAGGGAGCGUCCUUCAGUUGCUCUGGAGGAUUCUUCAUCAGUCACCGUUGAAGGCCUGUGAGCUCAGAUCUCUUUUUCAUGAUGUUCAGUCAUUUCCUCCCUUGGCUACAUAGAAAGGGGACUGGCAUAUCAGAGGCAGUCUGAUAUAUUUCCUGUCCGCUUCAAGAUGAAUAUUUGAUUCUAGGAAGCAAGAGGAAGUGUUGGAGCAGCAAACUUGCUUGAAUGGAAAUGUUGCAAUCCUACUGAUUUAAGUAGGCAGGCACUAAAUCCACAGUAUAUUUAUUUAAUGGGAUUUAAAUAGAGGUAGUUUUUCAGAACUUAAAAAAAUGUGAUGCGUUGGAGUACUUCGCUAUUGACUCUUAAAGACACUGAGCUAUCAGAAUAUUUGCCUAUAGUAUGGUAGAGAAACUAUUUACCUCUCUGGGGAAUCACUUCAACUGUGACAACGGCAUGCAAGUAUUUAUGAAUGAAAUAACACAUCCCUUCCGCUCAUCUGAUGUAAGAACAUUAUACAGUCAAUGAAUGCAAGAACUGUUUUAGUAUUAUGCCUCUCUUGACUAGAUCGAUAAUAAUGGUGGUGUUUACCCCAUGUAGGAAUGUGAAAAGAGCAUGCAGUUCUUUCUUUCAGAUACAGCCAAGCAAGACAUUUUCCCCAAAAUCUUGCUCAGCAUUUCAUCAACAUUAUGCCUGGUUUAACCCCACAGCAAAUUCACUUCCUUGAAGGAUUUUAUAGCAGUUGUUUUAUACAAAGGUACCGGUAUUUGUCCUUUUCACAAUAUCAGGUCAUUUUAGGAGACCACCAAUCUGUGAUAGCUUUUACCUUCUCAAUGUGGUUCCAACUGCUGGGGAAUCAAUAAGAGUCAAUUAUUUUUUAUGGACAGUCUGCAUGAAAACUGAUGAUAGAAAUGCCAGAUGUUAAAGUUAUCUAGUGCAUAUCUGGUUCUCUGUGAGCAUUGUGUGAAUUUCCCUCAGGAUCUGGUCAACAAAUGAAAUUGUGAAAAGUUGUUUUCACAUAUCCUCAGACUUUGAAAAGAAAUGCUGAAUUAGCAAAUGGAUUAUAUGAAUGAAGUGGGGUGGAAUAUUCAGUACUGUAAUCACUGUUGUAAAGGUUGCAUGCUUACAUAUUUUUAUUUUUUGACAAAUGUUUGCAAAGAAAAAAAUAAAUAAAUGUCCAGAUAACACAGACAUUUCCCCCUGCUCAAGGUACUCCCAAAUCCACAUUUGUCUAGAUAUUGUGAAGUGGGGGAGGGGGGCUUGCAAAGGGUCAUCAGCUGAUAGAAGAGAGUGGUGUUUCGCUUCACCCAUGCUGGGUUAUUGCUUUUUGCAAAGCCCCUUCCACAGCUGAGUUUGCUUCUGGUUUGGUGCCACAGGUUCCCCAUCUCUGCUAUACAGGAUGGUUGUAAAAAAUGAAAUUUUGUGCUGAGUCAUGUUAGGCUUAUUUCAGUGAGAUUCUGGAAUUGCUUCCUUCCAGUCAGCCGCCUCAGAGGGAAGGUAGCUCUGUGGUGUAUCUGGAAUUAUUAACAACAGCAAUUUUGAGGGUUGCAUUUCCUCCAGUCACUGGAUAAUGCUAUCCCACUUGGCUUGAAUUGACUUCUUUACCUAGUACACGACCUAAAAUUAUAUCUCCAGCUUUGCUCAUAUAAAAAUGGCAGUGUUUGUCAUUACUUCUGCUCUUUACCUAACAAGGAACCUGUGUUUUUCACUUAAGGAAAGGCUGGAGACAGAGUAACUGCUGGAUUUUUACAUUUACAAAAAUGGGGGGGGGGGGGUCAGCCACUGAGUGCUUCUUGGAGCCUAAAAGUAAAUCCUUUGUGGUUUAAAAGCAGACCAGCUUCCAUGUUAAGUUAGAAAAAUAAAGAACAACACUAUUGCAAAGGU
Molecule: messenger RNA, 23888 nt
Organism: Podarcis lilfordi (Lilford's wall lizard)
Lineage: Eukaryota; Metazoa; Chordata; Lepidosauria; Squamata; Lacertidae
Source: the annotation of a GenBank genome assembly